ACAUCCUCUUCUCCUGGUUCCUCGCCGCCAGGUCUGCAACACUUCUCCCAUCCUCAAGACCAUCGGCGAACAUGCGCAACUGCCACGGAGACUUGCCGAACAUCGUCAUGAUGCACGUAGAGAUGCCGAGCUUUACCCCUCUCAUACCCUCGUGACCGGAGAAAUUGCUGUCUCCCUGCACCAAUCAAAAACUGCGGACGGCGGCGAAUUGUACAAAAAACGUUGAUUAACCCCAGUUUCCCCACAUGAACUCGGGUGUCGUGGGGGCGAAAGCCAGCAUGCAGGAACGACUCCUCAUUUCGGGAUGGCUGACGCGGAUGGCUUCAGUAGCUUCAGUCCAGUCGUAUUUUGUUUAUCGUGUCCCAUUUGCAGGAACAGAGAAUAGACGAACGAAAUGCAUUUCAUGACGCCAACGUUAUGGGCAGGUUUGAGCUUGCUUACGGCUUCUGUAUUGGGUGCAGCGACCUUUGAGAACCCCGUCAUUUGGCAGGACUAUCCAGAUCUAGAUGUCUUCCGCAUUGGUGAUGUGUUUUACUACUCCUCUUCCACCUUCGCCUUCUCGCCCGGCGCGCCAGUGUUGAAGUCAUACGAUCUGGUCAACUGGGCACCAGUGUCCCACAGCGUGCCACGUCUGAACUUUGGACCCAAAUACGAUCUGAACAAUGCCACGAGCAGAGCGUAUGUGCAAGGCAUCUGGGCCAGUACACUUCAAUAUCAAGAGUCCACCGACACCUUUUACUGGAUGGGCUGUAUCGCAGAUGGUCCGACAUACGUAUGGACGGCAAGUGGCACGAAUGCAGCGGCGAACAAUGGCGAGGUCGAGCACUGGAAUUGGACCUCUCAAGGCAGCCUACCUCGAUGCUACUACGACAAUGGAUUGCUGAUUGACGACGAUGAUACGAUGUACAUGGCGUACGGCAAGACGACCAUCAACGUCGCGCAACUCAAUGCCAACGGAACAGCGGAGGUCAAAACCGAGGCAGUGUACACAAGUCCAGACGAAGUGUAUAUCGAGGGAUCGCGGAUGUACAAGAUCAAUGGGACGUACUACAUCUGGGUGACCAAGCCUGCAGAUGACGAGUACGUUCUCAAAUCUGACAACAUUUGGGGCCCGUACGAACGCCAGGUCCUGGUCGACAGCAUCGAGGGUCCGCUUUCAAAUGCUGGUAACGCCCAUCAGGGCGGUAUCGUCAGCAUCAAAGACGGCCAGUGGUACUACGUGGCAUUCUUGGAUGCUUAUCCGGGAGGGCGCAUUCCUGUUGUGGCUCCUCUAACUUGGACAGAAGAUGGAUGGCCGCAGGUCGUUCGUGUGAAUAAUGAAUGGGGCAAGACCUACCCAAUUCCUGUGCACAUGAACAAGACCGUACCAGUAACGACCGGCGUGGAUUCUUUUCAAGGGCCUUUGUUGAGCCAUGAGUGGGAGUGGAACCACAACCCCGAUGACAGCGCCUGGUCGCUUGACGGCGGUCUGCACCUGCGGACAGCCACCGUUACUGAAGAUCUCUUUACUGCGCGCAACACGUUAACGCGACGUAUACCAGGACCAAAGUCUGCCGGUACAUUCAAAAUCGAUGUGAGUGGACUGAAAGAUGGAGACCGUACAGGUGCAGUUUUGUUUCGGGAUAUUGCCGCCUACAUCGGCGUCUACAAGUCUGGCAAUACGUCUUCGCUUGUCAUGGUGGAUGAGCUGAACCUAGGGACCAACUGGGUAACGAACUCGACUGGCACCGUCGCGGCAACUGGCCCAACCCUUGCUGCUAAUACCACUAACGUCUGGUUGCGCAUCGAAGCCGACAUUACGCCAGCUUUUUCCGGUACAACAGCUGUAAGGGUAACCACAUUUUGGUACAGCACCGAUGGGCAUUCAUUUACACAACUGGGCGAACCAUUUUCAAUGACCAACACUUGGCAGUUCUUUACCGGCUAUCGUUUUGGUGUAUUCAAUUUUGCAACUCAGGCUCUGGGUGGGAAAGUGACAGUCAAGAGCUUUGAUCUAGAGAUGCUGUAAGCGA
This is a messenger RNA of Macroventuria anomochaeta, 2012 nucleotides long. Its product is annotated as glycoside hydrolase family 43 protein. Gene Ontology annotation, biological process: carbohydrate metabolic process. The record is from RefSeq and is a predicted model, not a curated record. The coding region runs from base 395 to 2008 and encodes 537 amino acids. NCBI's taxonomy places the organism in Eukaryota, Fungi, Ascomycota, Dothideomycetes, Pleosporales, Didymellaceae. The transcript has a single exon. Gene Ontology annotation, molecular function: hydrolase activity, hydrolyzing O-glycosyl compounds.